CUAAUCAACUAAAUAGUUUGAAUAAUAAGCUUGUCUCCCAAAUUACUUGCAAACGAAAGUCUCAUGCCGAUCUUAAUGCUAAGCAGUUAAAAGAAAUAGAAUCGCUAAAGUUUACGGUUAAAUCACUGGAAAGCAUAAUAUCUUCAAUGCAAAAAGCUUCAUCUUUGAAGGAUUCUGAUAUCAUCUCUCUUGGAAUUAAAAUAAAUAAACUGGAGGCUGACAAUUCCUCUCUUGAGAUUAAAGCAAAGGAAUUGGAAAAUGAACUGGAGAAAGUUACGGUAAGUAAUCUGGAAGAUGAACUAGAUCAGAUUGUUUCGCAACCGCAUCAGACAAUUCAUGAUUCAAAAAUAGGUAGUGCAGAAGCGAACUCAGCCUCAUCAUCCAAUGAUUAUAAGCAUGAUGAAGUAGUAGAAGAGAUACCUCAUUUUUCUUCACACUACUCAGAGCGCGAACCUGAUGAAAAAGGAGAUUAUGAUAGUAUUCCAGCCGUACCUGUUAUUGCGUUAGGAGGUAGCAAUACUUUAGUUAAUGAUCA
Funneliformis mosseae is the source of this 535-nucleotide messenger RNA. The record is from the annotation of a GenBank genome assembly. Lineage: Eukaryota; Fungi; Glomeromycota; Glomeromycetes; Glomerales; Glomeraceae.